UUAAAAAUGAACUCAGACCCUGACCCGACUCAGUUACAAGUUGGUCCAUCCUUUAACCCAAUUCCUGAAGAAACUAAAGGAACGAAAUUUGGUCCAAAAAUGUCCAAAGAUGAAAUCACAGCAGCUAAAGGACGUUCAAGCACACUAAAAGCUUUCGAUUUUGUCCAGAGAAAGCUUGAAUACGAGAAUUUCAGGUUCAAGUACCCAACUCUGAUCGGCAUUGUUGUCGAAACUCUCCCUGCUGAUGUGCUAGACAACCAGAAAUAACAUCGGGACUUAUAACUUCAGGUUUCACGUCAGCCAGUCUUUGACCCUUGGAGAGAUCGGAGAGGUCUUAAAAUGCAAAAUGACUAAAUUUACCGACUCAAACGGUACUGGAGAUGAAGAAGGAGCAAAAAUUGGCCCAAAGGACAAAAUAGUCAUGUUUAACAACGGAAUCCUCCUCUUUGAAGGAGCCAUCAUCAAGGAUCUCUACUUUAAACAUAAAGAGCAAGAUGGGUGGCUUUAUAUUGAUAUUGCUGUCAUUUAAAAAUUUACAACC
This is a messenger RNA of Moneuplotes crassus, 541 nucleotides long. Lineage: Eukaryota; Ciliophora; Spirotrichea; Euplotida; Euplotidae. The record is from the annotation of a GenBank genome assembly.